UACCUUGGCUUUAUUUUGUUCCGGUUUGGUCUUUCUUUUCUUCCUUUAUAUACUCCUCCAUUUCCAAAAUUUUCCAAUGCUUCUUCUAUUUUACACAAAUACAAAACAUUUAGUCAACUCUUCUUGAACUUUCUUUCACAUUUCACAGCUUUAAGGGGUAAUCUCCAUUUGAGUUUGAUUAAAACCUUGCCUUGACUUUGACCAUUGAUUAAUGGAGAGCUCUGGAAGUGGUUCUCUCUUGAGGAACAGAAGGUUAGGGAGCUUCCUUGAUACAAAUUAUGAUCCAACUGUGAGAGAAACUCAGAAAGUUUCGAGCAAAGGAGCGGCAAGACAGAGGCCUAAGACUGAUGAUGCUUUUGUUGAUGAUGACGGAUGCAUUUGUUCAUUGAUAUCUUGUGUAAGGAUUGUUACAUGUUUCCUGACAAUGAUGGUCACAACAUUCAUUUGGGCAUUAAUCAUGCUCCUUCUCCUUCCUUGGCCUUCCCAGCGAAUUCGGCAAGGAAAUAUUUAUGGCCAUGUGACUGGUAGAUUGCUGAUGUGGAUCUUAGGAAAUCCUAUAAAGAUUGAAGGAACAGAGUUCUCCAAUGAGAGAGCCAUUUAUAUCAGUAAUCAUGUAUCUCCCAUGGACAUUUUCCUCAUUAUGUGGUUGACUCCAACAGGGACUGUUGGCAUUGCAAAGAAAGAGAUCAUUUGGUAUCCACUCUUUGGACAACUAUAUGUUCUAGCGAAUCAUCUCCGCAUUGAUCGAUCUAACCCUAGUACAGCCAUUCAGUCCAUGAAAGAGGCAGUUCAGGCUGUAAUAAAGCACAACCUAUCUUUGAUUAUUUUUCCUGAGGGCACAAGGUCCAAAAAUGGACGAUUGCUCCCCUUUAAAAAGGGUUUUGUUCAUUUGGCCUUGCAGUCACGCCUUCCAAUAGUUCCAAUAGUCUUGACAGGUACUCACCUAGCAUGGAGGAAAGGUAGCUUGCAUGUUCGACCGGCUCCUAUAUCUGUAAAAUAUCUCCCUCCGAUAAGUACUGAUAGUUGGAAAGCUGACAAGAUUGAUGAAUACAUUAAAAUGGUGCAUGACAUAUAUGUCGAAAACCUCCCUGAGCCUCAAAAGCCUAUUGUAUCAGAAGACACCACUAACAGUUCAAGAUCAUAAAAUAUGUUACGAUGCCUCUCUUUUUUAUUUUUUGUUAAGUUUCGAGUCCGAUUUACGCCUGUGUAAAAGCAAAAAUAAGCCUAAUUGAAUCUUUACUUCUGCCGUAGAAAAGCAUUCUUGAUCUCAUUGUAUCAUAUUGCUAAUUCUCUAGCAAUUA
Molecule: messenger RNA, 1301 nt
Organism: Theobroma umbraticum
Lineage: Eukaryota; Viridiplantae; Streptophyta; Magnoliopsida; Malvales; Malvaceae
Product: 1-acyl-sn-glycerol-3-phosphate acyltransferase-like
Biological process (GO): phosphatidic acid biosynthetic process
Cellular component (GO): membrane; endoplasmic reticulum
Molecular function (GO): 1-acylglycerol-3-phosphate O-acyltransferase activity
Source: RefSeq, a predicted model, not a curated record